Messenger RNA from Aaosphaeria arxii CBS 175.79, 2989 nucleotides. RefSeq lists its product as uncharacterized. Gene Ontology annotation, molecular function: protein binding. The coding region runs from base 431 to 2614 and encodes 727 amino acids. The record is from RefSeq and is a predicted model, not a curated record. The transcript has 6 exons. NCBI's taxonomy places the organism in Eukaryota, Fungi, Ascomycota, Dothideomycetes, Pleosporales.
CGUUGCCAUCCUUAGGCAUGCCGCAGGAUCCACAUCAUGCUAGCCCAGGAUGGCGCAUGGUCGAGUGUCGCACCCUUAUGUCAUUGGUGCUAUUGGUGGUGCAUGCAUCUCCAACACUUUCUGCAUGGUCACCCUCAAGAAGGGCCGUGGUUCUGGUUUCUCCUUCUCGUGGGUGCGAGAUUGGGAGGGCAGGAAACACGGCACCGGGUCAGCUUCCUCUCAGCCUCCUCGACGAGUUCCCUCUGAAGCUCAAACUUGAGCAAUAAGACCAGGCCUCAGCCCUGUCAUCUCUACGCCGUUCCCGUACCCACGGGCUGGCACCUUUUUGGUUGUCUCCUCCGUGCAUCCCCUCGUUACUUACGUAUGAGUAGCUUGACUUGUUUCCUGUGAAUUCAUGUUCUUGCUGUGGGGAGGGACAUGAAUGCCAACCAUGGCACUACGACAGACAUGUCUCUUCAUAGUACUUCUACUUACUGUACAGGCCCUGCAAGCAUCCACAAAGCACCCCAUCAAUGACUUCUGUCGGCGUUGGGGUCAUCAGACUGCACAGGUAGAUGGGAAACUGUACAUCGAUGGUGGUCUCAUCGCAUGGAACCCCAUAUCGUCCAAUCCAUCAAAUGACACCAAUACAUGGCUCGUGUAUAGCGAUCUCAACUCGACAACCCAGGACAUAGGCAUGCCGCGGCAAUAUGCGAACUUGACUAAGAGUAAUGAAGUACCAUCCGUUGCUGGAGGAAUUCUAUGGUCCGACGAGGUCAACAAAUGCUUCUAUCUCUACGGCGGCGAAUACCAGUCGAAUCCAGCGGACUUCACGUUCUGGGCAUACGACACGAUUCUCCAGCAAUGGAACGAAACGAAGUAUGAGAGCAACGUCAAUGCCAUUCAACGGGUUGCAUACGGCGCUGGAGCACAAGCAAACGAGCUGGGAUAUGGGUACUACUAUGGAGGAUACAUGAGCAAUAAAACAACACCUGGAUGGACUGGAACGUCGUUGGCGACCAGCAACCUCGUCCGCUAUGACUAUACUGCUGGAACGUUACAGAACAAUACGGGACCUGAUGACAUUGGUAGGGCAGAGGGAUCCAUGGUCUAUCUUCCAGCGUCGGAUGGAGGCCUUCUCGUCUAUUUCGGUGGUGUCGAAGACUCUGGAGGAAAUGGAAGUUUGGUUGCCGCCAAUAUGAGCACCAUCCACAUCUUCGAUAUAUCAUCGUCGAAGUGGUAUCAACAAGCCGCAAGCGGAUCGGUUCCUCCUGCGCGACGACAGUUUUGCGCCGGUGUAACCUGGGCCGACGACCACUCAUCUUACAAUAUUUACCUCUAUGGAGGGUUCGGCGCCGGUGGAGAUGAUCUGGCUUUCGACGACUCCUACAUCCUCUCGAUUCCUUCAUUUACGUGGAUCAAAGCAUGGCCGACCGACAACAGUACUACCAAGUUUGGGCAUGGGGGAUGUUCCGCAAAUGUGGUCAAUCGUGAUCAAAUGAUUAUCAUCGGGGGCUGGUUUCCUAGUUCCGAUAAUUGCGAUUCGCAAAACGGCCAAGGUCAACACAACAUGAAUCUAGGUUACAACGGCCCCCAACAGGUGCUGUGGGACAAGUACAGUCCCAACCUAACCACCUACUUUGUACCCACACCCAUCAUAUCUGUGGUUGGCGGAGGACCCACUGGAGGCGCAACGAUUACCAAGCCCUCGUCUUGGGAUAACCCUGAUCUCGCGGUGUACUUCACUCGUGUUCCUACGUUUGCCGCUCGAUCUGCCACCCGUAGUUUACCUUCCAGCACAGGCACGCCGUCCGAGAAUAAACGCUCCGGAUCAAAAGUAGGAGCGAUCGCUGGCGGAGUAGUAGGUGGGCUUGCAGGAUUGAUAGCCAUUCUCUGCAUCAUUCUGUUCUGCCUGCAUCGUCGUAAGAAGGCAAAGAAGAGCAAAGAAGAGAGUACGGAACCUCCAUCACCACCUCCAGCGGAAUUGCCCGCAACAACACCUCUCCACGAAUUGCACUCUCCUGGAGUAAAUAAGCACAUACACAUGCAGGACAGUUCCGUGCAUUCUCGCUCACCCAGCGAUCACUACACCCAUCCGACCCCUUAUCCCUCCACCGCAUACCAACCAAUUCCCCAGGCCAUCUCUCCCUCACAUCCCGCGCAUGGAACCGACUACCCGAACCAUUACAGCCAGCAGCAAUCCCCUACAUAUCCUCCAUAUAGCGAUCUUGCAUCUCCUUAUGAUACCCACCACCCACCCCAACAACAGUGUUCCUAUCCCACCCCGAUCUCACCAAUCCCUCACACCUUCCCAGCACCGCCCCAGAACCAAGUCUACUACCCACCUCCGCCCGACCCAUCAGUCCGGUCUCACCUCUCAUACACAGACACACAACCUUCUGUCCUACGUCCAAAUACAUUAGAACCUCCGAUCCCACCGAGCACCACGCAGACCCCCGCGCAAUUCUACGCCCAACCUGUGCGACGUAAUUUUGACGACGAAGACACGAGGGCCGGUUCCGACCAGGGUAGUUUCAGGGGUUUCGGCGAUCCGGAUGUCGGGAGUCGGAGCGGGAGCAUCGAUAGUAGGAGGAGGCCGGUGAGGGGACGGUUCGUCGAGGUGGAUCAUAUGUGAGGUCAGGCAGAUCAACUCGAGCUGCGGUCCUCAUUGAAAGUUGACGCCAUUUGAUACUGUUUUGGAGUGGGGAAUAGACGGACAGGAAAAUAAUGAUAAAGUACGGGGUGGAUCGAUACGAUAUACACAUUUCGAGUCUCACAAUUGAGCGCUGAGCACCGUUGCGUACUACCCUAUACAGGUUCAAAAGAAACGAAAUUCCCGACUAUUCGCCCUUCGUCUCUUAUUUUCCUUCAGACAUCGUAUUUUUGUUUCAGACAUUACCAAAGCGAAGGAGUUAUAUUCGGGUCUUUAAGCAAUAAAAUGAUUUGCUUUCAUGUAGAAUUUAUAACUUACUCAGUACAUUAGUUCUCUCUACGAAAUCGAACAAUUAGU